Molecule: messenger RNA, 408 nt
Organism: Emericellopsis cladophorae
Lineage: Eukaryota; Fungi; Ascomycota; Sordariomycetes; Hypocreales; Bionectriaceae
Product: DUF636 domain protein
Exons: 2
Coding region: 1-408 (135 amino acids)
Molecular function (GO): carbon-sulfur lyase activity
Source: RefSeq, a predicted model, not a curated record
AUGUCCGAAGGAGGUUGCCUAUGCGGCGCGGUUCGCUACCAGACGGCUGGCGAGCCGCAGGCCAAGGCCCUCUGCCACUGCCUAGACUGCCACAAGAUCAGCGGCUCGACCUACUCGACCAACAUGAUCGUCCCCGCCGACGGCUUCUCCCUAACCAAGGGCAAGCCCAAGUUGUUCCCCAAGACCGCGGACAGCGGCCAGACAAUCACGUCCUUCUUCUGUGGUGACUGCGGGACCACCCUUUGGCGCGAGACCGUCACCUACGGCAACACCAAGAUUGUCAAGUGUGGAACCCUUGACGGGACGAGGGCCCUGGAACACGUCAAGCCCGCAGUGGAGCUCUUUGUGAAGAACCGCCCCUCGUGGGUGCCGGCCCUCGUCGACGCCACCCAGAAUGAGGCGUCCUAG